Ylistrum balloti is the source of this 4893-nucleotide messenger RNA. Its product is annotated as 5-oxoprolinase-like. Gene Ontology annotation, molecular function: 5-oxoprolinase (ATP-hydrolyzing) activity. Gene Ontology annotation, cellular component: cytosol. The coding region runs from base 13 to 3909 and encodes 1298 amino acids. The record is from RefSeq and is a predicted model, not a curated record. Lineage: Eukaryota; Metazoa; Mollusca; Bivalvia; Pectinida; Pectinidae. Gene Ontology annotation, biological process: glutathione metabolic process. The transcript is spliced from 34 exons.
GUGACGAUUGAAAUGGCUGACAAGUUCCAGUUUGCAAUUGAUCGAGGUGGCACCUUCACAGAUAUUUGGGCAAGAUGUCCUGGAGGUCGAGUGAAGGUCAUGAAACUGCUGUCUGUCGACCCAAAGAACUACCCAGAUGCCCCCAGGGAAGGAAUUCGGCGAAUCAUGGAAGAGGUUGGGGGGCGUGCACUCCCGCCAGAUGAGCCGAUAGAUUCUGCCCAGAUUGACUGGAUCAGGAUGGGAACGACUGUGGCCACCAAUGCCUUGCUGGAGAGGAAAGGGGAACGUAUGGCACUAGCCAUCACUAAGGGUUUUAGAGACCUACUUCACAUCGGCAACCAAGCCCGCCCAAACAUCUUUGACCUGGAAAUUGUGGCACCUGACCAGCUGUAUGAGGAGGUGAUCGAGGUUGAAGAGAGGGUUGUGUUCCAGCAGGAUAGAUGUGAGAUCAAGAAAGCUUGUCCCAUUGUGACUGGUACGACCGGUGAAAAGUUGGAGGUAUGGCGCUCUGUGGAUGUGUCACAGUUACGACAAGACCUACAACGUUUGUUAGACCGAGGGAUUCGGAGUCUGGCAGUUGUACUUCUUCACUCCUACACAUUUGCAGACCACGAACAGGAAGUUGGACGUGUGGCAAAGGAGAUGGGUUUCCACCAGGUGUCACUGUCAUCAGACGUCAUGCCCAUGGUCAGAGUUGUCCCUCGGGGCUACACAGCAUGUGCAGACGCUUAUUUGACACCAUGUAUCAAGAACUAUGUGGCAGGGUUUGCCUCUGGCUUUCAAGGUGGAGUACAGGGGACUCGUGUGUUGUUCAUGCAGUCUGAUGGUGGACUUACCCCUGUGGAUAAAUUUAACGGGUCAAGAGCGAUUCUAUCUGGCCCAGCUGGUGGAGUAGUAGGGUAUGCCCUCACCACAUAUAAGAAAGAGUCUAACCUGCCAGUCAUCGGGUUUGAUAUGGGAGGAACGUCGACUGAUGUGAGUCGGUAUGCUGGACAUUAUGAACAUGUGUUUGAGACCACCACUGCUGGAGUGACUAUUCAGGCUCCACAGCUGGACAUUAACACUGUGGCAGCAGGUGGAGGGUCAAUGUUGUUUUUCCGAGCUGGUUUGUUUGUUGUGGGUCCAGAGUCAGCUGGAGCAGACCCUGGGCCAACUUGCUACAUGAAAGGUGGACCACUGACCAUCACGGAUGCAAACCUCUGUUUGGGGAGAAUUCUGCCAGAUUAUUUCCCUAAAAUCUUUGGGCGGACACAAGAUAAGCCUCUUGAUGAAAAGUCAACACGAAAGGCCUUCCAAAAGUUGACCAGGGAGGUCAAUGAGUUUCUGUUACAUCAACACAGCACAGAAAGUCACCAGCCAAUGACGGAAGAAGAGAUUGCCAUGGGCUUUAUUCGUGUUGCUAACGAGACCAUGUGUCGACCAAUCAGAGCUCUUACACAAGCCAGAGGUCACGACACAUCACGCCAUGUUCUUGCCUGUUUUGGUGGAGCAGGGGGACAACAUGCUUGUGCUAUAGCCAGGUCCCUGGGGAUGACACAGGUAUAUGUACACAGAUAUGCUGGUAUCCUGUCGGCCUAUGGUAUGGCUUUGGCGGAUGUGGUCCAUGAAGCACAGGAACCUUGUGCAGGAAAAUAUGAUCAAAGCUCUUUUGCUCACCUUGAUAGUCGCAUUGAAUACCUUAGUGAUGUAUGUUCUAAAGAACUUCUGAAACAAGGAUUUGAUAACAAACAGGUGGAGACCCAACCCUUCCUACACAUGCGGUAUGACCGGACAGAUUGUGCUCUUAUGAUCUCCUCAGAGGGACAUCCUGCUGGGCCAGGGACGUGUAAAUACGGAGACUUCCGCAAAGCAUUUCAGGAAAGGUAUCAGACUGAAUUUGGCUUCACUAUACCUGACCGCCCAAUCAUCAUAGAUGACAUCAGGAUGCGAGGAGUUGGUAAAACGUCUGUCAGUUUAGAAGAAUCAACAGCCGAAUUCACAGAGCCACCAAGGGUGGAAAAGGUCACUCGCUGCUAUUUUGAGGAUGGACACUAUAACACAAACGUGUACUUACUGGAGGAUCUUGGGAAAGGUCAUGUGAUUGAAGGACCAGCCAUUAUUAUGAACGGAAACAGUACAAUUUUGGUAGAACCAGCCUGCACAGCAUCAAUAACAGCCAAUGGGGAUGUCAAAAUGAAGAUUGGAAGUGGAAAGUUGCAGGAGAUUGGUCCAGAGCUUGAUGCCAUUCAGCUGUCCAUCUUCUCCAACAGGUUCAUGAGUAUUGCAGAACAGAUGGGAAGGGUACUACAGAGAACAUCCAUCUCCACUAAUAUCAAGGAGCGACUGGACUUCUCAUGUGCUAUGUUUGGUCCUGACGGGGGACUAGUGGCCAAUGCUCCACACAUCCCUGUACACCUGGGAGCCAUGCAGGAGACAGUUCAGUACCAGCUUCGAGAGCUCGGAUCAAGUAUACAAGAUGGGGAUGUGAUUCUGUCAAACCAUCCACAGGCGGGGGGAAGUCACCUGCCCGAUCUGACUGUUAUCACACCGGUAUUUUAUCAUAAUGUGCCAAGACCUGUUUUCUUUGUGGCAAGCCGUGGACAUCAUGCAGAUAUAGGGGGGAUAACUCCAGGCUCCAUGCCACCACAUUCAAAAUCUAUACACGAAGAAGGUGCUGUGUUUAAAUCCUUCAUGCUAGUGAAAGGAGGGGUGUUCAUGGAGGAAGAGGUGACUGCAGCUCUCAUGGAGCCUGGCAGGUAUCCAGGCAGCAGUGGUACCAGGAAUCUCCAUGACAACCUGAGUGACCUCAAGGCCCAGGUAGCAGCUAACCAAAAGGGCAUCCGGCUGAUAAAUGAGCUGAUAGAUGAGUACGGUCUGGAUGUUGUGCAGGCUUACAUGGGCCAUAUACAGACAAACGCUGAGAUAGCCGUACAAGAAAUGUUGCGCGAGAUUGCUCGUAAAACCAAACAAAAGACUGGUCAGUCCAGACUGACCGCUGAGGAAUUCAUGGAUGAUGGGUCAAAGAUUUCCCUUGAUGUAGAAAUAGAUGAAGGAAAGGGAACAGGAAUGAUUGAUUUCAGUGGCACGUCAUUUGAAGUCCAUGGCAACUGUAAUGCUCCAAGGGCAGUAACUCUGUCUGCCCUGAUCUACUGUCUGAGAUGUAUGGUUGGCCAUGAUGUUCCACUGAACCAGGGCUGUCUCAAACCUGUCAAAGCCAUCAUACCAACAGGGAGUAUUCUUGACCCUUCAGAGAACGCAGCUGUUGUUGGGGGAAAUGUUCUGACAUCUCAGAGAAUUGUGGACGUUAUACUUAAAGCAUUUGGAGCUUGUGCUGCCUCCCAGGGUUGUAUGAACAAUAUCACUUUUGGGGAUGAGGCAUUUGGACAUUAUGAGACAGUGGCCGGAGGAGCAGGGGCAGGUGCGACUUGGGAUGGAAGGAGUGGCGUUCACAGUCACAUGACCAACACACGGAUCACAGAUGUUGAGAUUCUGGAGAGGAGAUACCCGGUGAUUGUGAAGCGGUUUCACUUAAACCCCAGAACAGGGGGUAGGGGGCAGCACAAUGGUGGAGAUGGUGUUAUACGGGAGUACCUAUUUAGGAAGCAGCUGACCCUCUCUAUAUUGACAGAGAGAAGAGUAUUCAAGCCUUAUGGUCUGGAUGGUGGUGAGCCAGGACACUUAGGAAAAAAUCUGAUGUAUUAUGCUGAUGGACGAAUUGUCAAUCUUGGGUCAAAGACCUCGGUAGAUUGCCAAGCAGGGGACGUGUUCCUGCUGCAGACUCCCGGCGGAGGAGGGUAUGGUACCCAAGAAAGUGCUGAUUCUAUUGAUGAGGACGAAGGCAGAAGGAAAAGGAGGAAGGUGGACGUACCAUCUAGUGUCGUGGGGCGCGGCAGUGUUUAUGAGUACAAAAGAACACAAGAGUCCGCGUAAUGUAUUUGAUAUUGUAUCUCAAAGUGUCAUCGUGAUAACCAUAGAUGAAAGAAAAAAAAUCAUUCUGGUGUUCACGCAGUUGAAAUCCAUCUUCAGAACCAUACACGCAUUUAAUUGAAUAUAUAUAAGAAUUGUCUCCCUCUGCAGACUGUCGUUGACAGGAAUGUUUUCAGUAUGUUUCUACAUAUUUCCUGAAAUGUGAACAUUCAUACAUAUCCGGUAGAAAUAAAGCAUGUUCUAAGAAGUAAUAAUUUGGUGGAGUUUUUCAGACGUUAGACGUGUUUUUGAUUUUCACAUUUCCCCCCUCCUUUUUAAGACACGGAAAAUAUUUCAUUUAGAUAUUCAGGUCCAGGUUAUGUUAUACAGUGAUUAUAUUAGAUAUGAAAUGAUUACUUCUCUACAUUUUGGUUUACUUCUGUGACCACCUGAAGCGUAUUGGUGCUAGAUAUAAUAGAAAAGUGAUGGUACGAAAACCUCACAUGUCUAAGAAAAGUUUAGCCUACAAAGUUUAGUUCAAAGUCGAAAAAAUGUAACGUUAUUUGAUCCUUAACAAUUUACAUUGGUGUAUCAUAACCAUCGCAAUUACUGUGUUUAUCAAGCAACUGCUUUUUCAGAUUCAUGUAAAGGUUUUGUUGCCCUAGAAGAAUAUUGUUCAUUUGCCCAAUCAUUCAUUACUUUUAAGCCAUUGUUUACUGAUUAUAUGAUUCGGUAGGACGUUUAAUAUGUGAUUUUUAUUUCAAAUUAGUUAGAAAUAACAAAAGUUUAGUAUAUCAAUAAUUCAUUUCUUAAUAUCACUGUAGGAUAUCGACUGUUAUGUAUUUUAGAUUUAUAUUAAUUUUUUUUAUUCAUUCAUUCAUUAUUGUGGUAUUGUUGCAUGUACAUAAAUGCAGGUGAUAGAAAUCAGUCGUACAUUUCAACUGUAACCAUUCUUUGCUUUAAAUCGACAUGCGUGUCUGUAAAGGGAAAAUAAAGUGUUGCUCCAGA